CGAUACUGCCCAGUCAGGGAUAGGUGGUAUCAGUAUUGCAGUUCUUAGCUCUGGUCAAUCGUCGGCGCGCUUGUUUCACAUAUGAUUCGUUGAGCUAAGCCUUCGUCGCUAUCGUACGGCCGGAAUCCGGCUCGCGUUCAGCAUGGGGGAUUCAGGCGAGCCGUUUUCGCUGGACUUGCACGGGCCGGGGGCGUCCGCUCUCCGCGCCGUCGUGCGCGACAAGCUCGCCGAUUUCUCCGAGAGCUUUACUGACGACGUCCUCGCGGAGUACGUGGUGGUGCUGGUGGCUCACGGCAAGCACAGGAGCCAGGCAGCCGAGGAUCUCGAGGCGUUUCUGGGCGACCAAACUGCCGCCUUUGCCGACUGGCUUUGGUCCCACCUGUCGGCCAACAUUGGCAAGUACAACGCGCCUGCUACCUUGGAGGAUGCCGGCGCAGGGAAGGAAGUGAAAGGCGUGCCUGUGCGGGAGGAGGGGAAGCGAGACGAGAGGAAGCAGGGAGAGGAGGGAGGUGGCAGGGAGGGUGGUGAAGUAAGGGAGGAGGACAGAGGGGGUUGGGAGGAGAGGGGGAGAGAAGAACGGGUCAGGGAGGAGAGAGGGAGAGAGGAGAGGGGGAGAGAAGAACGGGUCAGGGAGGAGAGAGGGAGAGAGGAGAGGGGAAGGGUGGAGAGGGGGAGAGAAGGGAGAGGGAGGGAUGAGAGGGGAAGAGAGGGUAGAGGGAGGGGAGUGAGGGGGAGGAGUCGCGAGAGGAGCGGUGAGAGAGGCUGGGAAAAAGGCGGAGAGAGAGGCGUGAAUGGGGAGAGGGGGAGAGAGAGGGAGAGGAGCAUUGAGAGAGAAAACGAAGUGGGUCGGAACCGGAGCUUAGAUCGAGGAAAGGAUUCGUGGAAAGGCAAGAGAGGGAGAGAUGCGAUUGUUAGUGGGUAUGAUGAGGAACGGGGGAGGGGGUAUGAGGAGAGAGGGAGGGAAGAUGAGGAGAGAAAUAGGCAGUAUGAGAAGAGAGGGCGGUUGUAUAUGGAUGAGGUGGGAGGGGGAGAGGGCGAGGUUGAGAGGGAGGCAGCAAGGGACGUGCGACGUGAAGUGCGUCGGGGUGCGUCUCGUUCAUGGUCGCCUCCAGGAAGGAGGGGGGAGAGGGCGCAGCGGAGGGAGUCAUGGGAAGCGGAGGGCGCGAGGCGGGAGGAGGCGAGGGGUGAGCGGUUGGAUAAGGGGUUGAAGAGGGGGGUUGGAGAAGAGGGCGACGGUGAGCAGUGGGCGAGAAGACAAGGACAGGAGGAGGCGGGCGGCCGCGAGAGACAGGGGGUGGGGGGUAAUGGCGAGGAGGAGAGGGCGCGGAUGAGACGGCUGUUUGGGAAUAGCUUGGGCGAGGGGCAGCGACGGCGGACGACAGGGGAUGGGGUGAGGGCGGAUGGGCGUCGAGAACUUGUGCCUGGGAGGGAAGAUGGGGGAGAGAGAGUGGUGGUGCGUAGGAGGAGCGAAGGGGCGGAUGGGGAUGGGUUGGAAGCGGUUGAGGAUGUCGUUCAGAGGAAAGGGCGCGGGCCGUUUGCUCGGGUGGGAGCUGUUGGGAGGGCGAUGGAGAGCGAGGAUGCGAGGGGGCAGGGUGAGGAGGGGGGAGGGCGGGAGGGAGGGGAAGAUGGGGGAGGAAGGAGGGAUGGGAGGAGUGAGGAGGCGCCACAGGGGGUGGCGGCAGGAGAGCAGGUGACGGGGAAGAGAGGGCGGCAAGUGGCCGCAGGGGCAAGGGGUCUGGGCGGCAGGCUGUGGCAGUUUGCUGUUAGAGAUGCUGUGAAGCCAGCCGGGGGCGCUCGAGCGCCUGCCCUUGCUGCUCGUGCUGCUGCUGCUGUGGCUCUGGGCGCUGCUGCUGGUUCCCUUGCCGGUGGUGGUGGUGCUGCUGCUGCUCCUGCUGGUGGUGUUGAUGGUGCUGCUGCCGAUCAAGAGAGGACGAGGGAAGCACCUGUAAGAGUGGUGCGCGUUGGUGUGCCGGCACCUGACCGCUCUGCCGUCGGUAGUGCUGUUGACCCCCUUGCUGAUUCUUACACUGCACCUGGCGCCUCUCCUGACGCGUCUCCUGAUGCUUCCCCUGGUGCUUCCGGUGGUGCUUUUCCUGGUGCUGGGAAGGCCACUGCUAGGGCUAGAAAGGAGGUGCAGGUGGUAGACUUGGAGGAAGAGGAGGAGAGAGGGGAGGCGGAGAGAGAGGAGGAGGGAGGGCGAGGGAGUCGCAAGCGGCUGCGGUCUGUGAUAGCACCCAUUCCCACGGCAGCAGAGAAGGCACAGGGGAAGGAGGAGUGGACAGGAGGGGGGGCAGGGGUGGAGGCAGGGGAAGGAGCAGGGGAAGGAGCAGGGGCUGGGAGAGAAGUAGGAGCACAGAGAGGAGCAGAAGGGGCGGAGGCGAGAGAGGGUGCUGGGAGGGAGGAGGAGGGGAGGGGGAGUGUGUGGGCGAGGCUGGGGCGGAGGUGUGUGCAGAGGGGUGGAGAUGGGCGGAUAGUGGUGCAGCGGCAGGCGGACUAUGGGGAAGAGUAUGGGGUAGGGUUUGGGGGGGAGUAUGAGGGAGAGUAUGGGGGAGGGUAUGGGGGAGGGUAUGGGGGAGGGUAUGGGGGAGGGUUUAUGGGGGGGGUUGAGAUGAGAGAGGGGGAUAUGUGGCUUGAGGGAGCGGGAGAGGGAGUAGAGGGUUGGGGGGGUGGAAGAGGAGGGGAGGGAGGAGGAAUGAGAGUGAGGUUUGGGGGAGAGGGGGAUGAGGAUGAGGAGGAGGAUGAGGAGGAGGAGGAGGGAGUGGAGGGGGGGAGGAGAGAGAGGCUGGGAGGUGCUGGGCUAGCAGGAGUAGGAGGAGGAGUGGGUGGGAGUGGGUUGAGAGGGGUGAGGAGGAUCUUUGUGAGAGAGGAUAUGAUUCGAGGGGGUAUGCUUGUCAACGGGAUGGGCAUGGGCAUGGGCGGGGAUGUGGGUCUGGUGAUUGUGCCUUCUGCACUAAACCACCAGCAGUACGAGCAGCAGCAGCAGCAGCAGCAGCUGUUGCUGCACGCACAAAGGAGGCAGCAACAACAGCCGCAGCAGCAGCAGCAGCAGCAGCAGGUGCUGCAGCAGGCACAGGAGCAGCCGCAGCACCAGCCGCAGCAGCAGCAGCAGAGGCCGCAGCUGCAGCAGCGCCAGUGGCGCAGAGUGAAGCCCCAGCCGCCGCAGCAGCAGCAGCCGGACGGCACGCAGGUGCAGCAGCAGGUUUUAGGUCGGCCAAUGGUUGCGCAAUCGGUCGUUAGUGCAGGAAUGGGGAGAGGGCAGGGGAGGGGGGGCCAAGGAGGCAUGGGCCGGGGGAGAGGAAGUUUGACAUGGGUGGCGAAGAGGGAAGAGAGGGAAGAGAAGGGGGAGAAGGGGGAGAAGCGGGAGAAGGGGGAGAAGGGAGAAAAAGAGGGCAAAGGCAGCCCGGGGGGUGAGAAGCGGGAGAGCUUGGAGGCGAUGCGGCAGAGACUGCAGCAGAUGCAGGAGGAGAUGCGGAAGAUCAAAGCGCAGCAGGACAGGGCUGCUGCUGCUGCUGCUGCUGCUGUUGCUAAGCCAUCUGGGGCAGCUCCCAGCGACUCCAAUGGGGUGUCCUCCUCACCGCUCUCCACCGCACCGCUCUCCACCUCACCGCACACGCAACCUUUGAAUCUCCCUCCUGUGCUGCGCAAGUCGCUGUCCUUGGAGGAUUCUGACGACCGCUCUGUGUUCGUCUCCAAUGUGCACUUUGCAGCAACAGUGUCAGCCCUCACCCUCCACUUCGCAGCGUGUGGGGAGAUCCGCCGAGUCACCGUGCUCUCUGACGCCGUCACUGGCAGGCCUAGAGGAUGUGCUUAUAUCGAGUUUUCCACCAAGGAUGCAGUUGACAAGGCCCUAGCACUCAACGAUGCUUCGUUUAUGUCACGCCCGCUUAAGGUCCUCCACAAGCCACAUGCAUCACUGGAGGCAGUCCCCUCCGCUGCGCCACCUGCACCAGCCAUCACUCCCAGGCGCCCCUCCCGCCCUCUCCUCACGCCCACCAAGCUGCCAUCCCCAGCACCUGCUGCUAGUCCCACGAUCUCCUCUGCCCGUCUGGUGGGUCCGACGAGACGAGCUGCCCACCGGCCCUCUGCCAGAGGGAGCUUGCAGUGGAGGCGACAGCCUGAGCCUUCUGCUGCCGCUCUUCCUGCUGCUGGUGCUGCUGGUGCUGCUGAUGCUGCUGGUGCCCUUACUGCUGGUGGUACCGUUGGUGUGCCUGCUCCUGCUGGAGCCAAGGGGGAGGGUAAGGCUGGCGUGAGGAGCAAUGACAUGGGGCCUCUGCCUGGUGGUGCUCAAACCGCAGCAGCGGAUUCUGCUCCUGCUGCUGCUGACACUGCUCCUGCUGCUGCUGCAUCUGCUGCUGAUGCUGGAGAGGCGAAUUGAGGGGCUGAGAGGCAGGACUAGCCGGGCAGAAAUGCAGCAGCCGGAAGCUACUGCUUCCAGGGAGCUUUGACAGGGUCAGCUUCACGAAGUGCAGCAUGCUGUUUGUACAGCAGUUUUCCUUGCUGUCGCUUUGAGCCGUGCUCGUUUGUGUUUGUGGGCUUUCGUCCAGUAUGUCAUCUGUCGCACAGGACAGACAGAAGCGUCUGUUGGAAGACUUCUGAAUCUGAUAUGUUAUGGAACACCCCAACAACGGAAGGGGUCCCCUUCCAUGCGGUAGAUUACCUAUUGUUUGACUUUGAGAAAUAAACAUCUUCGUUGCAA
Messenger RNA from Closterium sp. NIES-67, 4696 nucleotides. Lineage: Eukaryota; Viridiplantae; Streptophyta; Zygnematophyceae; Desmidiales; Closteriaceae. The record is from the annotation of a GenBank genome assembly.